GAAAACCGGAAGUAAUAUUUCACGCGCAUGGCGCUCUUCGAGGCAUUAUUUUUCUUCUAAACGCAAAUACAUUUUUUUUUAUCUUCAAUAAGAUUAUAUUUGGUGAGCGGAAUAUAACGACACGCAGUUCUCUGAGAGAUGGAGGCUGAUUUGUAUGACGAGUUUGGGAACUACAUCGGUCCGGAGCUGGACUCUGACGAUGAUGAGGAUGAUCUGGACGCCGAGGACAGAGACGUCGACGAGGGUGACGAGGACGAUGAGGACGAGCCCGCUGAUGCUGACGAUGACGUUCCUGGAAUGGAGGUGGUGCUGCACGAGGACAAGAAGUACUACCCCACCGCAGAGGAGGUGUAUGGUCCGGAGGUGGAGACAAUUGUCCAGGAGGAAGACACUCAACCUCUGACAGAGCCCAUCAUCAAGCCUGUGAGAAGCCGGCAGUUCACCCUCAUGGAGCAGGAGUUACCUGCCACCGUUUACGACAUGGAAUUUCUGGCUGAUCUGAUGGACGGACCCGAGCUGAUCCGGAACGUCACGCUCUGUGGUCACCUUCACCACGGCAAGACCUGUUUCGUGGACUGCCUGAUUGAACAGACACACCCAGAAAUCAGGAAGAGGGACGACGUGGACCUCCGGUACACAGACAUCCUCUUCACAGAGCAGGAGAGAGGCGUCGGCAUCAAAAGCACACCUGUGACGAUGGUCCUGCCCGACUCCAGAGGAAAGUCCUACCUCUUCAACAUCAUGGACACUCCAGGUCAUGUGAAUUUCUCUGACGAGGUUACAUCAAGCAUCCGCAUCUCAGACGGCGUCGUGCUGUUCAUCGACGCAGCUGAAGGAGUGAUGCUGAACACGGAGCGUCUGAUCAAACACGCCGUGCAGGAGCGCAUGGCCAUCACCAUCUGCAUCAACAAGGUGGACCGGCUGAUCGUGGAGCUCAAGCUGCCGCCCACCGACGCUUACUACAAGCUGCGCCACAUCGUGGACGAGGUCAACGGUUUGCUCAGCACUUACUCCACAGACGAGAACCUGGUGGUGUCGCCGCUGCUGGGGAACGUCUGCUUCGCCAGCUCUCAGUACAGCAUCUGCUUCACUCUGGGCUCCUUCGCAAAGAUCUACUCGGACACUUACGGCGACAUCAACUAUAAUGAGUUUGCCAAGAGGCUGUGGGGUGACAUUUACUUCAACCCCAAAACCCGGAAGUUCACCAAGAAGGCUCCCAGCAGCAACUCCCAGCGCAGCUUUGUGGAAUUUGUUUUGGAGCCGCUCUACAAGAUCCUCUCACAGGUGGUUGGGGAUGUGGACACGUCGCUGCCCCGGGUUCUGGAUGAGCUGGGGAUCCACCUGACGAAGGAGGAGCUGAAGCUGAACAUCAGACCUCUGCUCAGGCUCGUCUGCAACCGGUUCUUCGGAGAGUUCACAGGUUUUGUGGACAUGUGCGUGCAGCACAUCCCCUCACCUCAAGAGGGCGCCCGGAACAAGAUCGAGCACACCUACACUGGCGGCCUGGACUCAGACUUGGGGGAGGCCAUGGCCGAGUGCGAUCCUGAGGGCCCCCUGAUGUGCCACACCACCAAGAUGUACAGCACGGAGGACGGCGUCCAGUUCCACGCCUUCGGCCGGGUGCUGAGCGGCACCAUCCAGGCCGGCCAGCCCGUCAAGGUGCUGGGCGAGAACUACACCCUGGAGGACGAGGAGGACUCGCAGGUCUGCACCGUGGGCCGCCUCUGGAUAUCCGUAGCCCGGUACCAGGUGGAGGUGAACCGAGUGCCGGCGGGAAACUGGGUUCUCAUCGAAGGCUGUGAUCAGCCGAUCGUCAAAACCGCCACCAUCACAGAGCCCCGAGGGAACGAGGAGGCUCAGAUUUUCCGUCCUCUGAAGUUCAACACGGCGUCGGUUAUAAAGAUCGCGGUGGAGCCGGUCAACCCGUCAGAGCUGCCCAAGAUGCUGGACGGACUGAGGAAGGUCAACAAGAGCUACCCGUCGCUCACCACCAAGGUGGAGGAGUCUGGAGAACACGUGAUUCUGGGGACGGGAGAGCUUUACCUGGACUGCGUCAUGCACGACUUGAGGAAGAUGUACUCCGAGAUCGACAUUAAAGUGGCCGAUCCGGUCGUGACGUUUUGUGAAACGGUCGUGGAGACGUCGUCUCUGAAGUGCUUCGCCGAGACGCCCAACAAAAAGAACAAGAUCACCAUGAUCGCCGAGCCCCUGGAGAAAGGUCUGGCCGAGGACAUCGAGAACGAGGUGGUGCAGAUCACAUGGAACAGGAAGAAGCUGGGAGAGUUCUUCCAGACCAAGUACGACUGGGAUCUGCUGGCCGCCAGGUCCAUCUGGGCCUUCGGGCCCGACACCACGGGGCCCAACAUCCUGGUGGACGACACGCUGCCGUCUGAGGUGGACAAGGCGCUGCUGGGCUCGGUGAAGGACAGCAUCGUGCAGGGCUUCCAGUGGGGCACCAGGGAGGGGCCGCUGUGCGACGAGCCCAUCAGGAACGUGAAGUUUAAGAUCCUGGACGCCGUCAUCGCCCAGGAGCCGCUGCACCGGGGCGGAGGUCAGGUCAUCCCCACGGCCAGGAGGGUGGUGUACUCCGCCUUCCUCAUGGCCACGCCGAGGCUCAUGGAGCCGUACUACUUUGUGGAGGUCCAGGCCCCGGCGGACUGCGUGUCUGCCGUCUACACCGUUCUGGCUCGGAGGAGAGGCCACGUCACUCAGGACGCCCCCAUCCCCGGCUCGCCGCUCUACACCAUCAAGGCCUUCAUCCCCGCCAUCGACUCCUUCGGCUUCGAGACCGACCUGCGCACGCACACCCAGGGCCAGGCCUUCGCCCUGUCCGUCUUCCACCACUGGCAGAUUGUGCCCGGCGACCCGCUGGACAAGAGCAUCGUGAUCAGACCCCUGGAGCCGCAGCCCGCCCCCCACCUGGCCCGGGAGUUCAUGAUCAAGACCCGGCGGCGCAAGGGUCUGAGCGAAGACGUGAGCAUCAGCAAGUUCUUCGACGACCCCAUGUUGCUGGAGCUGGCCAAACAGGACGUGGUGCUGAACUACCCCAUGUGAGGCUGCGGCCGCACCCCCAACCCCACGGACGGAUCGGUUCUUCCUUUUCCCCUCUUGUAUUGUUAUUUUUUAUAUGUACAAACUCACUGUUUUUGUAGACGGUAACUGAAUUAAAGAUGUGAUGACACCCGGA
Molecule: messenger RNA, 3187 nt
Organism: Salarias fasciatus (jewelled blenny)
Lineage: Eukaryota; Metazoa; Chordata; Actinopteri; Blenniiformes; Blenniidae
Gene: eftud2
Product: elongation factor Tu GTP binding domain containing 2
Exons: 28
Coding region: 139-3054 (971 amino acids)
Biological process (GO): mRNA splicing, via spliceosome
Cellular component (GO): U4/U6 x U5 tri-snRNP complex; cytosol; U2-type catalytic step 2 spliceosome
Molecular function (GO): GTPase activity; GTP binding; U5 snRNA binding
Source: RefSeq, a predicted model, not a curated record